UUUCCCCAAGGUGUGAUCCUUGCCGCCUCAGCUGCAUCAGACCAAAAGCUGGGGGGAGAAGGGAGGACAAAAAUCCUUCCCAGAAGACAGACAGACAGGGAACUUGAGGUGGCUCUGCAUCAGCCCCAGGUUCCACUUUCUGUAUCUGAGAAAGCAACAGGAUUUUUCAGUGUUCAUUUUCUGAAGAGCAGAAAAUCUUUCCUGCUCAACGCUGCUGCCCUUGUUCUUCCUGCCGUGGCAAGAAACCAAAGCAAGAAGAGUUCCCUAUGGUGGAACCUCAUAUUUCUCUGUUCCCAAAAUAUCUGCAGGGAUGCUACAGAAGAGGUCAAAUGAUUUGCUGUCAGUAAACCAAGGUAGCCAACUGAAUAUGUGUGGAUGCAUUUGCAGGCCAAGUGCCAGGUUACAUCGGUAGUACCCAGUGGCCUAGUUUACAGAACUCCCAGUCAUCUUCUCCCAGGAGCAGAGCAGACACCUGGGUUACAAGAAGCAACUUCCAGCAAACGUUUUCCAAGGCAUAGAAGUUUAAUUCGGAACUGAGCACAUAUGCCCACCCUGCUAUGGGUGUGAUUCUAGAGACCAUCAGGCAGAGCCCUGAUACAGGCCUUAGCCAAAGGGAAUCUCUCCUACUGCCUUUUAAUUUUUGCUCAUCCAGGAGCUAGGAGAAUGGGAAGUCCACAGCAGGAGGUUUUGUUUGGAAAUGUUUACCUGGGAGAUUUCCCAUCACUAAUGCUCGAAGACAAAGGACACUGUCUUGGAACAGCCUUCUUCUUUCUCCUUGCACAGACCAGGAGCUCUUCUUGUCCAGAGGCACUCCUGAGGAGGCACACAAGUAUAAGAAAUGGUGGGAGAGUGGGAGUGAAAUAGCAGGGAAUCAACUCUUUCCAACAAGUAUAGGCUGACCAUUCCCAUGUCCCCUAAGUGACAGCUGCCUGCACAGCACAAAUUCAUCCAGUGCCUCAAACUGGGCAGAUGAGAAAUGUGACAGCAUGAUACAUCAGAGCUGAGUAAUUUAUUGUCAUGUAAACUGUUAGGUCACAAUUGCUCUCCUUGCAGCAUCUGUGCAGAUGUUUUGGGAGAACAGACACAUCAGUCUCCUUCACAGGGAGCAGUUUACUCCUCCUACUGCAUUAGCUUUGUCAGGAGGCAUCUGGAUACCAAGGAGGAAAGCAAUGCACUGUGAAUUUGCUUAAGGAGUUUUUCAGUUUAAAUGCCUCCUGCUCAUAACUGCAUACACGUUAUGUAAUAAAGAUGUUGUUGAUCAGAAGUAACUGGAAUCUUACCAGCAUCAACAGCAUGGGUGUUAGUGCUCCUUCUCUCACAGAUGGCUUGUUUUUAAAUCUCAGCUUAUUUCACUACUGCAACUUUCCCCCAAGACCUGGUUUGUCAGCCCUGAGAUAUCCUUUCUCCUUCUCAUUCGUUCAUCAGCAGACCAUAGAAAGAGUACUUGAACUGCAGCUGUCCAUUAUGUUUCUCUUUAGUGGAGCAGUCUCAAAGUUUUUUCCAAAACCUGCUGUUUCUCCCUUCUACAGCAGGCUUCUGCCAACAAGCUGUGCAGAUUUGCAGAAAGGCUUCAGCAUAACUUACCUGUGGGGUCUGAUUACAGUUCAAUGGGGUUGUAAUUUUGUUAAAAUCCUACAGGCUGAGGUACAAUUCAUGAAUUUAACACAAUGCUUGGCAUGGAAGUGUGCCUUGGACUUUUAUAUUCACAAUCCUCUUCAUUUCACUUGUAGUUGCAUAGCAUAUCACAGAUGUUCCCGUAGGUUGCAUUUGUCCCUAAGCUCUUUAAUAUUGUGUAAUUUUGCUAAACUUUACAGGGAUGGGGAACCUUACUAAACAGGAACUAUACAUUUCUGCCUCCAGUUUUCCUGAAUCAAGAUAAAAGAAACAAUUAAUCACUUCCUUGGAUAACAUUUCCCACAAAUGCUGGCUCCUGUAGCAAUAAAGCCUGUGAGCCAUUUGUCAUAGUAGACCAGUUUGUCACCACCAGAGUCCCUAGAAUCCAAAACCUUAUGAUUCCUGACUUAACUUUAAGCACAAAGGUCCCUCUUGUUUAACGCUCCAUCCUAGUGAUGAAACUGGCUUGAUCCCUCUGUGAUAUGUCCACAGAGUGACUCUUUCAAUCCUGACUGCCAUGUAGGCGAUGAGUACAAUCUGGAGACAUGCAAUCCCUGUAUUGAUGCACCGGAACAUCUAAGGGCAGCAUCAUGCUGACUGUGAUGUAUGUGCAGGGAGAAAGCAAAAACGUCCCUAAAGAAAUGACAUAUUCCAUUAAAUAGCAUUUCCCUGGUUUCUGUUCUCUAAUAAGGUUACACUUAUUAUUUAAAAAGGGUUGACAUUUUCUUUAGUUCCUGGCUGGAUGUGUAUCCAUAGCAAGGCUAAGGAUAAAGCACCCAGCCAUCUUAUAUUGAACCUCUUGACAAACUUUACUCAUUUGUUUUUUUAAGCUUUGAUUCAUCCUUCCUGCUUUUUCAGUUGAUUGUAGUUUCCAUGGAGUAUGGAGAUCAUAAUUUAUCCCUAUUUCUUUAGCUAGAUUUUGAACUACUUCUGCUAUAAGGUGUGAACUCCUAUCUGAAGAUGGUCCUAUAGGUACCCCUUGGUGUUAUUACCUUAAGCAACACUUCUGCAACUUCCGUGGCCUUCUUGUGCAUCAAGGGAAAGAUUCUGGCCAGCCUGAAAAAGUUUCUGUCAUUACUAAAAAAUAUAAAUACCCGUUUUUGCUGUAGUAACUCAGCAAAGUCUAUUUGCCAAUAAUGGGAUGUUUCCGUUGCCCCCUGUGAAGGUCUUCAGAGUUAAUGAGGAUUGUUCUUUAAAAACAAUUCACAUUUCUUUACUGCACUUUCGGCUAUCUCAGUCAUUCAUGCACUUAACUCUUGUAUAUUUAGCACUUCUGUCAUUUUGCUUACCCAGUGAGUUUCCUCAUGUUUUUUAUCAGUCAAUUCACGCAUAAUUUCCUGUGUGACUAUUUACUUGGUGUGAAGGGCUCAUCCACCAUCUUUCUUGAUUUUUUUUUUUUUUUUUUUUGCCUUCAGAAGAUUAGCUAAUUGCUCCUCUUCUGAUGUAUAUGGUAAGCCUUAUGCCUCAAUGUUUGGAUUUUCUCCAGUAGGACCAACAAUAUUUGACUCUUCAAAGCUUCCUUCACAGCCCUACCCACCAUCUGUUUUCCUGUAUUUUAUUGGGUUGUUUCCAGUCUGAUGUGCACUAGUGCAUGAUUGCCACUGCUUCAAGCAGAUCGAUAGCUUGUAAGCUGUUGAUCCACAUUUGACUGAAGAUCCUUGAGAUGUUAUAAGUCCCCUUUGUCUACAGUUGUCCCCAUGAUCAUGGAAUACCCUGUAGUCAAACUCUAAAUCUGUCCAGAUAUAAACACUUUUGUCCUUUGACAAUUCUAACACUCUUAGUAAGGCUGUGAGCUUUGCUUUCUGCACUGAAAUGUUAGUCAUUUCCUUAACUGUUCCUCAGUCAUUUCCUUAACUGUUACCACUACAUUCCCCACUUUCCAGUUUCCAUCUUGCAUGAAGCUGAUAUACAUCUACAGGUCCCAUUCUGCAUUUUCCAUUGGCAUGUCUUUCAAAUCUGCUCUGCUGGAGUAUGUCUGGUGGAAAAUGGUGUCAAUGUGUCAAUGCUAAAUAUUUGUAUAUGGAGAGCAUUGAUGUCUGUGAGAAUGCAAUGUUCUUUCUUUCCCAUGGUAUGUACUUGUUUCUCAGGUGUGUUCAGUGCUGGGUUUGAUGCUGGCAUGUGCUGCAUUUGUGCUUAAUUCAGGAGGCAAAUCUGACAGAUUUUAUUGCUGGGUGUAGAGUUGUGAGUUUAUUCCACUGCAUCUGACGAAGACUCAGUCUGUAUCCAAGUUUCAAAGUCUAUCUGGGAACUAAUAAAUACAAAGCAGACCUUUUAAAGAAAACAUACAAAAAUAGUCCUUAGAGCUUAGAUAACCAUCCUACAGCCAUUGCUAUCUUCUCCUUUGUAAAGAAAUCAGGGUGCCUGGGACUCAGUGUGAUACCCACUUUCUGCUUAGGGAAAACUUUUUCAAAUACAGUGCUGCUCAGAAGGUGGUUUGGGAAAUAGUCAAGUACAGUGGAUGUCACAAAGAUGCAGCUGGUAUGUUAUUUAUACAUAUUUAUAUAACUCUGACCUGUUAUUUUUACUUCAUCUUCUUCUCUGCUCUGCUCAGCAAAUUUACUCAUAUGCAAAUAACAUUUAAGCUAGGAAAGGAAAAACACAAGUUUUUCUCUCUGUUCCUCACUCUUCUAAUGGAUGGGCUAAAAAAAUUGGAUGUUCAAAGCAAAUAGAGGAAUAUGAGCCUUCUGAAGAGCACUGCUAUCAGGAGCUAGGUUCUGAACAUGGGGAGGAAAACAUUCCCUCCAGAACAGAAGAGAACAAAGUGUCUAUGUAAGGACUAGUAAGAACCUUGUUUGCUUAGCCUGCCUAGGAGACCUUGUGCAAGGGAACAGAUUGAUUUUGUUUCCUGAGCAGCAACAGAAGAAGCUUUUGAUCAAAAAGCUUUGGAUCUACAUGUAGAAGGGAACCACAAGUCCACAGCUCUAUGAUAUCUUAUAUGCACUGGGUCUGUAUGGAGGAGGACUGUGAAUCUGUUAUGUCCUCAGAAAGCACCUUUUUUUUUUUUUUAUUUUUCCUGCACAAGAGGAAAUAGCUAAAGAUCAAAACAGAAACUUUCAAAUCCUAUUACCAUCAAAGAGAGUACUGUGUACUAGCAGAAGAACUAGUGAGGAACUUCUAUCAGUGCAUCUUUCACAGCAAUACAUUGCACUUUCUGGAAAUAACGUAGAAGUUGGAUUCGGUCACAAAGCUGGACAAUAGUACUUUCUUGGUAACAGUUUCUAAUUGCUCCUAGUUGCUACAGGAUUUGUGUCAGCUUCUAUUUUGCAGCUGGGAAUAUUUGUUAUUCAUCUAUCUGUUCUUGAUGGGUCACAAUAUCAGGUGAAGCAGAAUCCAACAUAUUCUUUUGUGAAUUAAAAUGAACAUUGUCAACAUUUGGACUGACAGCAAGUUUUGGAAAUCUGCUGACUGCAUUAAUGUUUAUUAUGGUUUAUAGUUUAAACAUUAAGUGCAAGUUAGAUGCCAGUCAAAAUACUACAGAUUUUUUACUACAGAUUCACCAUCCAUAAAAAUGGAAAGACAAAAGGCAUAUUCACAUUUUCAUUUCCUUGUUCCACAGGACAUGUAUUGUAACUGAAAUGUGUGUACUCUGCAGAGAUGCAAAGGCAAUAGGAAUAACAAAUCACGAAGUUCUCCAGAGAAAUCAAAAUGGCUGCUGUUUGAGUCCUUUGAAAAGCUUUCAUUGGCUCAUUUUGUCUGAACAAGUUAACACAACUGUACUCAAUUAAACAACACUUCCAUUACAGAAUGUGUCACUUUGACACUACGCAUAGCCUUAAUUUCCAUAUCAGACAUGCUAUGGCCAUAACAUGAGCUCAUGAGGCAACCCUCAGAAGCUGUUCCAGUUAGGAGUGAUUUCAGUAGUUGAGAAUAUAAGUACUCAGCUGGCGCCAUGCUUCUGAAGUCAGUUAAAGGGAACUGAGGGCAUUGUGCCACUAUCUCUUUUAAAAACAAGGACUAAAGAAAUUUUUUCUGCUAUAUGACCUUCUCUGUAGGUCUAUAUUGCUUGUAAUCAGUCAAGACACCAAAGUUCAAAAGGGAUGACAAAGACCAGUGCUGUCCUAGUGUGGGCUGGACAGUCCUCCAUGGAAAGUGGUUAGAAGCGUUCUUGCACCUUCUGAAUGUCUGGGCAUCAUCUGGUGGUAAGGAGCAGGAGAGGACAGAAGACAUCAUAAAUUUCAGCCUGGGCAGUCCUGCAGGCAUGCUGCUUUCAAAAUAGAAAAUUAUCUGUGCUCUCUCUCCUCCAGGGCUAUUACACAGAACAACCUCUAGCUGUUUGUGAAACUGCCUUGCCGCUUCUUUGUCUUCUCCAGGGGACUGUCUGCUGCUUGCAUACAGGAGAGAAGUUACCAGACGUUGCAGUGGUUUCCUCUGGAGAGAAAUAUUCCUUGAGAAGAAUUCUGUCAAAGUGUUCAGCUGGUGUGUUCUGCUUCUGGCGAUGCAUCCCACGAGGCGGCUAUGUUGGUGUCUCCCUGCUUUUGGUGCGUGGGCACUCAUGCUCACAUUCUUAAUUACAGACACCACAGCCUGCGAGUCAGAGGAACGGCUAUUUCACAAACUCUUCUCCCACUACAACCAGUUCAUCAGGCCGGUGGAAAAUGUAUCUGAUCCCGUCACAGUGCAUUUUGAAUUGGCCAUUACCCAGCUUACAAAUGUGGAUGAAGUCAAUCAGAUUAUGGAAACCAAUUUGUGGCUAAGACAUAUUUGGAAUGACUACAAAUUGCGAUGGGAUCCCAGAGAGUAUGAUGGAAUUGAAUUUGUUCGGGUACCAGCAGAUAAAAUCUGGAAACCAGAUAUUGUCUUAUACAAUAAUGCUGUGGGAGAUUUUCAAGUUGAAGGCAAGACCAAAGCCCUUCUUCGCUACGAUGGAAUGAUCACCUGGACCCCCCCAGCUAUAUUUAAAAGUUCCUGUCCCAUGGAUAUUACUUUUUUCCCAUUUGAUCAUCAGAACUGUUCCUUGAAAUUUGGCUCAUGGACUUACGACAAAGCCAAAAUUGAUCUUCUGAUCAUUGGCUCCAAAGUAGACAUGAAUGAGUUUUGGGAAAAUAGUGAGUGGGAAAUAGUUGAUGCUUCUGGCUACAAACAUGACAUCAAAUAUAACUGCUGUGAAGAGAUCUACACAGAUAUAACAUAUUCCUUUUAUAUUCGAAGAUUGCCAAUGUUCUACACUAUAAAUUUGAUUAUUCCCUGCCUCUUCAUCUCAUUCCUGACUGUGCUUGUUUUUUACCUGCCAUCUGACUGUGGUGAGAAGGUGACUCUUUGCAUCUCUGUUCUGCUUUCUUUGACUGUAUUUUUACUAGUGAUCACAGAAACAAUUCCAUCUACCUCGUUAGUAAUACCUCUCGUGGGUGAAUAUUUGCUCUUCACGAUGAUAUUUGUGACUCUCUCCAUCGUCAUCACUGUGUUUGUCCUAAAUAUACAUUACAGAACUCCAACUACACACACAAUGCCCAAAUGGGUAAAAACUGUCUUUCUUAGCCUGCUCCCCAAGGUUCUGUUGAUGCAGCGGCCUCUAGAACAGGAGAAAAAAAACAUCUCCAAAGAGACCAAGAAAGGAUCAGCCAAAGCAUCAGGCAAAGCAAAGCACAGGAAACACAAAGAUAACAAAUUACAUAAGGAGCACCGGUGUUGUCACUGCGAUAAAGCAGCCGAACUCAUCUCAACCAAAAGAAGUCAACUGAGUCAUCAGUCAUUGAAAUGGAUGGCAGAGCACACAGAGUACUCCCCAGAAGUGAAAGAUGUCAUCAACAACGUUCAGUUCAUUGCAGAGAACAUGAAGUCUCAAAAUGAAACCAAAGAGGUGGAAGAUGAUUGGAAAUAUGUAGCUAUGGUGAUUGACAGAGUAUUUCUCUGGGUGUUUAUAAUCCUUUGUGUGUUUGGGACUGCUGGAUUAUUUAUCCAGCCACUAAUAGCAGAUGCAUAACUUGAGUCACUCCUUUUUUUUCCACGUAUGUUUGUAUUCCAUUUUCAGUUUGGAGCUGCCCCCUGUAUUUCUCUCCUCUUACGUCAUCCCUCAGCAUCUAGCUUCAGUGGAGAGAAGGGAAGCAAGCAAUAAUCCAAGGCAGAAUGAGAAGGGUACUGAAAAUGUGAAAUGAGCUUUUGGUCUUUCUAAGGCAGAGAGGCUGCGAUUUAUAGAGUAGCUGUCUGUCUUCUCAAUUAGAUCUUCAGUAGCAAUUGCACCAAGAAUCACUGUAGUGGGCAGAAAUUGAUUUUUUCCCAUGGUUUCAGUUCAGAGGGCCAUUGUGAGUGAUUUGUGCUAAGAGAACAAAAGUCUUAUUUUUCUUUCCUCAUCACAACUCUUACAAUUCUUUCAUUGUACAAUGCUAGACAUCAGCAUGGCACUUAGUUGAGGUA
This is a messenger RNA of Lagopus leucura (white-tailed ptarmigan), 7965 nucleotides long. It is a transcript of the gene CHRNA6, whose product is annotated as cholinergic receptor nicotinic alpha 6 subunit. Bases 6050 to 7534 code for a protein of 494 amino acids. Gene Ontology annotation, molecular function: acetylcholine-gated monoatomic cation-selective channel activity; transmembrane signaling receptor activity. Gene Ontology annotation, cellular component: synapse; postsynaptic membrane; neuron projection. The transcript has 9 exons. The record is from RefSeq and is a predicted model, not a curated record. Gene Ontology annotation, biological process: monoatomic ion transmembrane transport; regulation of membrane potential; nervous system process. Lineage: Eukaryota; Metazoa; Chordata; Aves; Galliformes; Phasianidae.